Messenger RNA from Tetrahymena thermophila SB210, 498 nucleotides. RefSeq lists its product as hypothetical. The record is from RefSeq and is a predicted model, not a curated record. The transcript is spliced from 6 exons. Lineage: Eukaryota; Ciliophora; Oligohymenophorea; Hymenostomatida; Tetrahymenidae.
AUGUCUUUAUAAUCAUUAAAACUGAACUUAAACAAAUGUGGAAUGGAUAAUUACGGAUUUAAGAUUUUGAACACUUCGCUUUUAGGUUUUAGGAAUUUAAAAUUAUUCUAUUUAGAUGUUGGAUAGAAUAACUUUGAGCCGACAAUUGAAAGUAUAGUAGAUAGUCAAUGUUAUAUUGUUUCAUAAAUGCCAAAUUUAUAGUUCUUACAUAUUGGAAACCAAUAAGGUUAUUUUAAGAAAUAAUAUUUUUAAGAUAUUUUGAAUGCUUAAUUUCUUAGCUCACUUAGUCUGAAAAUAAGAUUAGGAUUCAGUAUUAUUAGUUCCGUAGAAUAACUGAUUUCAAAUUUAUUGAAAUUUAAGUAAUUAAAUAAGCUUGUAAUUUAUUACAUAAACUAAGCAGGUUUUAGUUAUUCUUUUUAAACAAGUCUGAUCAGAAAUAUGUAUAGAAAAUCAACAAAAUUAGUGUGUCUUCAAAUAAAAGAAAUAAAAGAAUAUUGA